UGGAGAUCGUGCGCAGAUACGAGACAACCAACAAAAGCAGCACUCGACAACGACAACCACAGCAGCCUGUGGCUGUCAGAGAGACUCACAUCAAUCCGGCUGGCUCACAUCUACACAAGCGUGUGAGGGUGAACGAACACAGCCACACCCACACCCACACCCACACCCACACGUACACCCCACACAGCAAGCAACCACGCACAUACUCACACUCGCUCACAGUUCCAAAGAAGACACAUACCACAACACCACAACACAAAGAGGCAAAGAUGUACAACGGAGUUGGCUUGACCACGCCGCGUGGCAGUGGCACCAACGGGUAUGUGCAGCGGAACAUGUCCAUGAUCCGUCGCUCACGGCCACAGCAGCAACAGCAACAACAGCAACAACACCAGCCUGGUGGCCCACCACACGCCAUCCCAACAGCGCUCACACGCGCGCCUGAUCAGGGGAUCCUCGACCACUACCGUCGCCGCGAGAUUGAACUCAAGUGCGCAGAGCUGGAGGAUUCCAUGACGGAGCAAGGCUGCACAGAGGACGAGAUUGAGGCAAAGGUUGACGAGUAUCGUGCACAGCUCCUCGAGAAGUUCCAUGCCGCCAACAUCCAGAAGCACGGAAAGCAUAUGGGCACCCAUGAAGAGGCGGCUGCCAACCAGGUGAAGAACGAGCGCCUCAAGUCUGCCUUUGGCAUCGCCUCCGAUUUCCAACACGGCGAAUCCUUCAACGAGGACAUGCAGAAGCAGCGCCGCGAAGAGCGCCGUGCCGCGCGACAGGCGCGCUAUGAGCAGCGCAAGGCCGAGCGCGAGCAGCGGGCCCGCGAGCGUGAGGAGCGCUCUCAUCGCCGCUACCGUCGCCACAGCCGCAGCAGGAGCCGCAGCAGGAGCCGGAGCCGCACGCCCCCGCGCCACCGCCGCCGCCACCGCCGUGACAGCCGGGAUGAGCGCGAUGAGCGCGAUGAGCGGCGCCGGAGCGACGACCGCCGUGGAGAACGCGAGCAUGGCGGCGCACAUGAUGAUGCACGUGUCACGCGUGACGCUGAGGAGGUGCGCACGAGCCCGCGCCCUGCCCGUGACGGUGGCGAUGCUGAUGCUGAUGCUGAUGCUGAUGCCGCCCGUGAUGGCGGUGACGCCCGCGCAGAUGUGGGCGGAAGUGAAGAGCGACGCGGUGGUCGCCAGCGGUCAGGCAGCCGCCGCCACAGCCGCGACGUGAGGGAAGACAGCGCUGAGAAACACCGCCGCCGUCGCCGUCGUCACAGCAGUGGCAGCAGCAGCAGUGGCAGCUCGUCAUCGUCGUCGUCGAGUGGGUCUGAUUCCGAUUCGGGCUCAAGCUCAUCCAGCAGCAGCAGUGGCAGCGAUGACAGCCGUCGCCGUCGCCGUCGCCACCGCCGCCACUCCGCGUCCCCACGCCGCUAAUUGUCGCGCUGGGUGUGUGUGUGUGUGUCUGUGUGUGUCUGUGUGUCUGUGUGUCUGUGUGUCUGUGUGUGUGUCUGUGUGUGUAUCUGUCUGUCUAUCUUUGCCUGCGUCUAUCUGUGUCUGAGCCCUUGUGGUCUGCGUUGCCCCUUCGAUAGCCCUGUCUUCUGCUCCCCACCCCCCCCCCUCUCUCUCUCGAACAGUGUGCUUUUCUCUUGUUCCUUUUCAAGAACUAUGGUUGGUUUUCAAUAACGAAAGACGAUUGUGUGCGAGCAACAACAGUAAAAGCGCGAACUUUUCA
Salpingoeca rosetta is the source of this 1710-nucleotide messenger RNA. Its product is annotated as Srrm2 protein. The transcript has 3 exons. The record is from RefSeq and is a predicted model, not a curated record. Bases 270 to 1412 code for a protein of 380 amino acids. NCBI's taxonomy places the organism in Eukaryota, Choanoflagellata, Craspedida, Salpingoecidae.